This is a messenger RNA of Grammomys surdaster, 979 nucleotides long. RefSeq names its product tyrosine 3-monooxygenase/tryptophan 5-monooxygenase activation protein gamma (gene Ywhag). NCBI's taxonomy places the organism in Eukaryota, Metazoa, Chordata, Mammalia, Rodentia, Muridae. Gene Ontology annotation, cellular component: cytoplasm. Bases 199 to 942 code for a protein of 247 amino acids. Gene Ontology annotation, molecular function: protein kinase C binding. The record is from RefSeq and is a predicted model, not a curated record. Gene Ontology annotation, biological process: signal transduction. The transcript has 2 exons.
UUGGAGCCGCAGCCUCCUUGCGCCGGGUCCCGCGGUCGCAGCUCGUGCCGCCUUCUUCUCGUCCUCGCCUCAGCAGCUUGCUUCGUGGGUCGGUCCCUCCGACACACGAGCUCCAAGCCGCUCCUCUCUUUUCCUAAAGCCCUUCAAGGCAGUCUUUAGUUUCCUUCUUUCCAGCCGACCCUCUUCAGUCCCGCGAAGAUGGUGGACCGCGAGCAACUGGUGCAGAAAGCCCGGCUGGCCGAGCAGGCGGAGCGCUACGACGAUAUGGCCGCGGCCAUGAAGAACGUGACAGAGCUGAAUGAACCACUGUCCAACGAGGAACGGAACCUCCUGUCGGUGGCCUACAAGAACGUGGUUGGGGCUCGCCGCUCCUCCUGGAGGGUCAUCAGCAGCAUCGAGCAGAAGACGUCUGCGGAUGGCAACGAGAAGAAGAUCGAGAUGGUCCGAGCCUACCGGGAGAAGAUCGAGAAGGAGCUGGAGGCCGUGUGCCAGGAUGUGCUGAGCCUGCUGGACAGCUACCUGAUCAAGAACUGCAGCGAGACCCAGUACGAGAGCAAGGUGUUCUACCUGAAGAUGAAAGGGGACUAUUACCGUUACCUGGCGGAAGUGGCCACUGGGGAGAAGAGGGCGACCGUGGUGGAGUCGUCCGAGAAGGCCUACAGCGAAGCCCAUGAGAUCAGCAAGGAGCACAUGCAGCCCACCCACCCCAUCCGGCUGGGCCUGGCGCUUAACUACUCCGUUUUCUACUACGAGAUCCAGAACGCCCCGGAGCAAGCUUGCCACCUGGCCAAGACCGCCUUCGAUGAUGCCAUCGCCGAGCUUGACACUCUGAACGAGGACUCCUACAAGGACUCCACUCUGAUCAUGCAGCUGCUCCGAGACAACCUCACGCUCUGGACGAGCGACCAGCAAGAUGACGACGGCGGCGAAGGCAACAACUAAGGCCCGGGUGGACUGGCAGCGCACGCUGAUGCUACUA